UGGGACGGGUUCCGGGACCCGAGUGAAGGUUCCACACCUGGCCUUCAGCAGGGGUCAGGACGCAAGCACCUGCACCAAGGGGGAGCAAAGCCGGGCCCGGCCCGAGGCCCCCAGGACCUCCAUUUCCCAAUGCCGGAGGAAUCCGCCACGUGACAGUUGGGCCGCCGUCUAAGCGCCAUGGCUCCCAAAAAGCCGCUCGGUCUUCCUUCCUUGCUGCUGCUGCCCCUGACGCUACUGCUGCCCCAGGCAGACAGUCGGUCGUUCGUAGUGGAUCGGGAUCAUGAUAGAUUCCUCCUGGACGGGGCUCCGUUCCGCUACGUGUCUGGCAGCCUUCACUACUUUCGGGUACCUCGGGUGCUUUGGGCAGACCGGCUUUUCAAAAUGAGAAUGAGUGGCCUCAACGCCAUACAGUUUUAUGUGCCCUGGAACUACCAUGAGCCAGAGCCUGGGGUCUAUAACUUUAAUGGCAGCCGGGAUCUCAUUGCAUUUCUGAAUGAGGCAUCUUUAGCGAACCUGUUGGUCAUCCUGAGACCUGGACCUUACAUCUGUGCAGAGUGGGAGAUGGGGGGUCUCCCAGCCUGGUUGCUUCGUAAACCAAACAUUCGUCUGAGAACUUCAGAUCCAGACUUCCUUGCCGCAGUGGACUCCUGGUUCAAGGUCUUGCUGCCCAAGAUAUAUCCAUGGCUCUACCACAAUGGGGGCAACAUCAUAAGCGUUCAGGUGGAGAAUGAAUACGGUAGCUAUAGGGCCUGCGACUUCAGCUACAUGAGGCACCUGGCUGGGCUCUUCCGGGCGCUGCUGGGAGAGAAGAUCUUGCUCUUCACCACGGAUGGGCCUGAAGGACUCAAAUGUGGCUCUCUGAAUGGACUCUACACCACUGUAGAUUUUGGCCCAGCUGAAAACAUGACCCAACUGUUUGCCCUGCAAAGGGCGUAUGAACCCCAUGGGCCAUUGGUGAACUCGGAGUACUACACCGGCUGGCUGGAUUACUGGGGCCAGAACCACUCCACGCGGUCCGUGAGAGCUGUAACCGAAGGACUGGAGAACAUGCUGAAGCUGGGAGCCAGUGUGAACAUGUACAUGUUUCACGGAGGUACCAACUUUGGAUACUGGAAUGGUGCUGAUGAGAAGGGGCGCUUCCUUCCAAUUACUACCAGCUAUGACUAUGAUGCACCAAUAUCUGAAGCAGGGGACGCCACACCUAAGCUUUUUGCUCUUCGAAAUGUCAUCAGCCAGUUUCAGGAAAUUCCCUUGGGACCUUUACCUCCCCCCAGCCCUAAGAUGAUGCUUGGACCUUUGACCCUGUACCUGGAUGGAUAUUUGCUGGAUUUUCUGCACCUCCUGUGCCCUCGAGGGCCCAUCCAUUCAGUGUUGCCAAUGACCUUUGAGGCUGUCAAGCAGGACCUUGGCUUCAUGUUGUACCGGACCUAUCUAAGCCACAGUGUUUUUGAGCCAACACAAUUCUGGGUGCCGAACAAUGGAGUUCAUGACCGUGCCUACGUGAUGGUGGAUGGGGUGUUUCAGGGUGUUCUGGAACGAAACACAAAACACAAACUAUUUUUGACGGGGAAGAUGGGGGCCAAACUGGAUGUCUUGCUGGAGAACAUGGGGAGGCUCAGUUUUGGGUCUAACCACAGUGACUUCAAGGGCCUAUUAGAGGCACCACUUCUGGGGCUAACGAUCCUUACCCAGUGGCUGAUGUUCCCCCUGAAAAUUGAUAAGCUGGUAAAGGGGUGGUUUCCCCUGCAGUUGCCAAAAAGCUUGCAUCCUCAAACUCCCUCUGGCCCCACCUUCUACUCUACAACAUUUUCAAUUUUAGACUCAGGUGGAGACACAUUUCUCUUUCUACCUGGAUGGACCAAGGGCCAAGUCUGGAUCAAUGGGUUUAACUUGGGCCGGUACUGGACAAAGAGGGGGCCGCAACAGACCCUCUACGUGCCAAGACCCCUGCUGUUUCCUAGGGGAGCUCUCAACAAAAUCACAUUGCUGGAGCUAGAAAAUGUGCCUCCCCAACCCCAAAUCCAAUUCCUGGAUAGUCCUAUCCUCAAUAGCACCUUGCAUAAGACAUAUAUCUAUUCCCUCUCAGAUGACACACCAAGUGCCCCCCAACCAAUGGAGUUAAGUGGGCACUGAAAGAAAGGUAACCCCU
This is a messenger RNA of Phyllostomus hastatus (greater spear-nosed bat), 2149 nucleotides long. It is a transcript of the gene GLB1L, whose product is annotated as galactosidase beta 1 like. Gene Ontology annotation, molecular function: beta-galactosidase activity. The transcript has 17 exons. Bases 178 to 2133 code for a protein of 651 amino acids. Gene Ontology annotation, biological process: carbohydrate metabolic process. NCBI's taxonomy places the organism in Eukaryota, Metazoa, Chordata, Mammalia, Chiroptera, Phyllostomidae. The record is from RefSeq and is a predicted model, not a curated record. Gene Ontology annotation, cellular component: vacuole.